Molecule: messenger RNA, 7626 nt
Organism: Leptidea sinapis
Lineage: Eukaryota; Metazoa; Arthropoda; Insecta; Lepidoptera; Pieridae
Gene: Mpc1
Product: mitochondrial pyruvate carrier 1
Exons: 4
Coding region: 171-503 (110 amino acids)
Biological process (GO): pyruvate import into mitochondria
Cellular component (GO): mitochondrial inner membrane
Source: RefSeq, a predicted model, not a curated record
AAACAGCGGGAGACAAUUUUUGACGUGCCCGACGAACUAAAAACUAUCCUUGACCGCCGAUAGUGUAAACACUCAAAACACUAAAAUUUUGAAUAAAUAUUGAGUUAAAUUGAAGUUAUUUCUGUGAUAACUAUAACUAACGAAUCAAAUAUAACAUUCAGACACUAAGUAUGUCACUCAUAAAGAAAUUAAUGGGUCAGUUGAAGAGUAAGGAGUUUAGAGAUUAUUUAAUGAGCACACAUUUUUGGGGUCCAGUUGCCAAUUGGGGUAUACCACUGGCUGCCAUUGCUGAUACUCGAAAGGAUCCAAAAUUUAUCAGUGGCAAAAUGACAUUUGCCCUGACGCUGUACUCCUUGAUGUUCAUGAGGUUCGCGUGGAAGGUUCAGCCUCGGAACCUGCUCCUCUUCGCGUGCCACUUCACCAACGAAUGCGCUCAACUGACGCAGGGCGCGCGCUUCAUCAACUACCAUUAUAUACAGGGCGAGAAGGAUCAACAGAAGUAGUCUAGUCACGGUACAGUAGUUCAAGCGAUAGGAACUAGUGUUUCUAACUUCUGUACCCCUAGUACUUUGGGUUUUUCUUCGACACAUGUUAAAGUCAUAUUAGCUCAUUCACUUGUAGGUUAUUUAAAACAAUACGAUUUGUCAGUUCUGGAGUUUAAAUGAAUACGUAAAUUUUAUGACUGUGAUAGCUCCAUGCAAUAUUUUAGUGAAAUGUUGCAAAUUAAUGGUUUUGGGUGUAGAUAUAUGCACUAUAUUGUUAUGUUGACAUGAAUUUCGUAAUUUCUGUAAUUGUAUGACGGGAUUGGAAUAUGUUUCCAAAACAGUUAAGGGGGAAUAUCAACACUAUUUAUUAAAAGUGCGUUUGGGAUUCAUUGUCAAUUUUUCGUUAUUGUUUCAAUUAUGGGGGCAUUGACCCAAAUUGCCUUCACUCCGUGACUAUAGUUAGUUUAAUUUUUUAAUGUAUUUUAGGUAAAAGGGGUUAGUGUUUGAUUUAAGGUUAAAUUUGUGUGAAUGACAGUGAAAAUGGGUGAAUAAUUUUACCUGUAGAUAUUUUUUAAAUUUUGAAAUGUGUAAAACGUACAACAAGUACUUUAGGUGUUACAAAUAAUACCACUAUAAAGAUAUCUUGAUCAGGACGUUCAGCUGAUGGUAAUUGAGACGCCCUGCCCAUAAUGCAGUGCCGCUCAGGAUUCUUUAAAAAACUCAAAAACUUAGUAGCACUACAACUAUUGUGCUCGUCACCUUGAGACAUAAGAUGUUAAGUCUCAUUUGACCAGUAAUUUUACUAGCUACGGCGCCCUUCAGACCGAAACACAGUAAUGUUUACACAUUACUGCUUCACGGCAGAAAUAGGCGCCGUUGUGGUACCCACUUGUGAUAAGUAUAAUGUACAUAUUAUGGUUUCUUUGCCUUUGAGCUAUUAGUCCCCAUCACUAAUUACUUCAUAUAUAACGAAGUGUAUAAUGCUAUACGAAAAUAUCAUAUUUUUAAAAGCAGCGUGGGGCUACAUACAAAAUUACCUCUGUUGGAAAAUAUAUUAAUUUGAGUGAUUUUUUUUAAUUUUUGACGUGAUAACGUUUUAUAAAUCAACUAGCUGACCCAGCAAACGUUGUAUUGCCGAUAUUAAAAUCGCGAUACAAAAGUAACUGUUGAUCGUAGAUGGGUGAAAAUUUGAAGUUGUCUGUAUUUUUAAUUGCUGACUCAUGAUCAAACAAAUUUAAAAAAAAAUGUCAAAAAAAUUAAAAAAAAAUAUUUCGUGUGGACCGCUAUAACGCUUAACAUUUAGGGGGAUGAAAAAUAGAUGUUGUCCGAUUCUCAGACCUACCCAAUAUGCACUCAAAAUUUCAUGAGAAUCGUUCAACCCGUUUCGGAGGAGUUCAAAGUUUAACACCAUGACACGAGAAUUUUAUAUAUUAGAUGAACGCCGGCUGCAUGCACGAAAAAGCUUGGCUAAUUUGACGUUCCUCCUGAGCCCAAGUGUAAGCGAGAGCGCUGAACAAGCGAUAGAGAGGCAAACACCAUUGGCCUAAGGUUAUUAUCACAUUAUUAUUGGUUUAAUUCAAGUAAAAAAAAGCAAUUGUGUGGUUUUAUGAAACCACGAUGCAAGUGAAACAUUGUUUCACAAAAUAACAUAGGUAUUAAUAUCAGCAUAGAAAAAAAAAACAAAUAUAUAUAUUAUGCUUUACAUUUUCAUAAAAUAAAAUAACCCUUAUCAAGUGUGUGGGGUUCGAACCUACUCUUCCACCCGAACGCAAUUGCAUCCAAUAUGGGGACUAUAGGCGCCGCCCGACCGUCACGCGACAUGCAACACACAGACGUAAAAGUUUGAGACGAUGUAAUAAAAGUUUCACUUUAAUAAUAUUUCGAAUUAAUGAGUUAGUUUAUCGAAAAAAAUUGCAAUUUUCAAGUAACUCCUUUGUAUUAUAUCCAAAAUAAUGAUAAUUCAGUGAUAAUAAUUCAAUUAAAUUCAUAAAAUUAUGCAAUUUUUCAUCAAUGUUUUGUUCCACGCUGUAUAAUCUACAGUAUGCUCAAAAGUUAAACUCUUUUUUUGGGUUGGAGUGUGUUAGAUGUGCCAUUAAAUGUCAGACAAAACCGAUAUGCGAUAUUAUAAUUAAUGAUAUUGUGCCAAAAUUUUUACUGAUGCAGAUAGAGAACACUCUAUUGAAUAUUUGUUUAUCAUAUUUUUUUAAUGUUAUACAACUAUUAUGAAUAUAUAGAACACUAGCUGACCCAGCAAACGUUGUAUUGCCGAUAUUAAAAUCGCGAUACAAAAGUAACUGUUGAUCGUAGAUGAGUGAAAAUUUGAAGUUGUGUGUAUUUUUUAAUGCUGACUCAUAGUCACCCUUAACAUUUAGGGGGAUGAAAAAUAGAUGUUGUCCGAUUCUCAGACCUACCCAAUAUGCACUCAAAAUUUCAUGAGAAUCGGUCAAGCCGUUUCAAAGGAGUUUAACUACAAACACUCACACACACAAUUUUAUAUAUUAGAUUAAACACAAGUGAUUAAAAUAAUAAGUAGUCGGGAACGAUAAGCCCGACCGCUGGUCGAUCGUUGGUGUAAGUAUUCGAUUGCACGUUAAGGCGUCACUUAUCAAAGAAAUAAUGAAUGACACCAUUGAUGCUUGCCAUAAAUAAUAACCUAUCUUAAUGUUUUCGCUCAACGCCAGUUAACCUAAUAAUUUACUUUUGUAUAUGCAGUUAUUUUAUUCCCAAUAGGUUUUUUUAACAAGAAUAUUUUACACUUUUGUGUUCAGAGAUUUUUUUUGUUGUUUUUAAACAUAAACUUAAAAUCGUAGAAAUUAACCUUAAAUGUAAUAUUAAUGAUAAUUAUUAUUGUGAAUUACAUAUUUAAUAUGAAUAUAACGUACAAAUUGCUGUUGAUUUUAUUAAUUUGUUGAUUGUUAUUGUUAAAAUUCAAUAAUUGUUGUUAGUUAAUUGAUGUCGAUGCUGACAUGAUACUAAGGAAGGAAUCGUUAACUGUGACUACUAAUCUCAUACUAAAUGUAUGAAAGUAACAUCAAAAUACGUAUCCCGUUUUUGUAUGGAGUGUGUUUUUUUUUCUUUGCAGUCACUAAAUUCAAAUUCGAAUGUUUUUAUUUAAAAUAGGAUGUGACCCAUUUGAAAAUGAAUGCCUCAAACAAAACCAAACUGCCAUAUAAAACAUUUAAUUAAGUAGUCAAAAAAUGCUACGUCAAUAAAUUUAAACACCUGCCUUUUUGUUAAAUUAAAUAUAGAAGUUUUUUUUUAAAAACAGCAACAUUACGAAGCAAAAAUAUACAGGGUGCCCCAAAGUUAUGGGAUAUGAAGGGAAAGUAUCUUAAAUAUCGAAGAUGUUAUUUUGAAAAGUUAGUACUUCUGCAUUCAAAGAUUUUCUACGAAUUACUUGCCUCGUUUGGGAAUCGAACCGACUGAAAUGUAAAAAAAAACCACCCCUACUUUUAUAAUGCCAAUCGAAAGAAUGGCCGAAAACUAAUAACUCUUCUUCCGGAAUUCCAUAACUUUGGGACAUCCUGUAUAGUCUUUAAGUCUUAAAUACUAGCCUUAUGUCAACAUGGUAUUUAUGAUAUCUGCCUUCAACUGUCAACGCCAAAAUGUUUGUUUAACAAAAACCGUAGAUAGAAAAGUAUUGAUCUUCUAUCUACGGCUGUGAGAGACCUACUCUCAAUUUGACAUUUUUGACGGAUAUUUGAAAGAGAAAACUUUGGAAAUGAAAAAAUUAUAAUCUGUGACUGUAUUGCUAGCGUGUACCACAGAGUAGUUUGAGUUAUACUGCAUGUACAAAUGCUAUACUUACAAAAUGGAUUAUUAUUUAUUUUAAGAUGAAAAAAAAAAAAACAUUAAUAUGACUGAUAAAAAUACCAGUGAAUGAUUUACAAUAAAUUCAUCAAAUCCAUACAAAAAUAAUCAUAAAAUAUGUCAAAUAACGCUAGAUUGGAAGGCCUAUAUCUAAAAAAUCUUUCAAUUAUAAAGCUUAAAAAAGAAAAGGCCACUUACGGACAUGUUUUUUUGGAUACCUCGCGUUCGAUUUUUAAAAAUAUGUCAUUUUACUGAUUAGGUAACGUAAUUCCUUUUAAUAUCAAUCCUAUGUUUUUUUUAUAUUUGCAACAGUUACGGUAUAAUCGCCUGAUCACCUUAACGAUUACAUCCUGUAUAUUAAAUUAAUAUCGCAAAAUAAUAUCGAUAAAUAUUAUAUUAUUAACUAUCUGUAGUGACUAGUGACACAUAACUUCCCUUCAGGCAGUUUGCAGUCUCGUUUGCCCUCCAUUACCUAAGAAAAGGUGAUCGGCAAAUUCGGGACUAAGUUAUUAGUUAUAUCGAUAUCGGGAUAUUUCUCACGUUUCGAGGAUUUCCUUGCUCAUUUAGUCUGAAGUCAUUGAAUGCGGAUAACUAUUGGUUAUAUACACAACGUGAUCAUAUUUUUGCCAGUGCGUUACAUAUCCGGAAUUAAAUAAUAAAAAAAAAGAUUUUUUAGUGUUUUACAAAUAUUUUUUUAUAUAUAAGAUAGAAUAAUCGAAUCCUGUGAGGUGCGCCCGCGCGGUACCACGCGUUUCGAGCGGGAAAAUUACAUUUUAAAUUAUUGUUUGGUCUGUUUCUAAAACCAGGACUAUAUCGGUCUCUCUGGGGUCACCGGGACAGACUGCCAGAGAACGGGACUGUCCCGUCCAAAGCGGAACGUAUGGUUAUGUUAUAGUAUAUAUACCUUAGUGAAAAGUGGGAGAAGUUAUGGUCGAAUGGAUCCCACCAUAGGUAAAAGGGUUAAGUAGUAAAGUUUCGUAUGUUAACGUUACCAUCAGACUAUUUCUUCUAUAUUAGUGUAGUCAUGGAGUUGUCAAAUAAAGAGACGUAACCUGGUUUUAAUUUUUAACAAAAAGUAUAAUUGUGUUUUGAAUGUGAUAAGUUCACGUUAAGAAAAUAACUUAGUCCAUACUUCAAAUAUCAACAUAAACAUGAAAUAUCUAUACAUAUCUAGGUGUUGUAGCUAUUUUUCAUUGUUACAAACUUAGAUUAAGGAUUGGUCUCCGCUGCGCUCCAACUAGAUACCUCAAUACCUAAGAACAAUAGCUUUUUUAUUCCGGCAACCAUUAGAUGCUUGUGUGCGUGGCAUCUUGACACUCAAUGGCAUCUUUCAAAUUUUGUAACAUACGCUUCGUGUUAUUUUACAUUGGAAUUAAUAAAAUACAAAAUACUUACUGAUGAUAAUAUGUGAUCCCAGUGUCUUUCUUAUUUCUUGUAUUCUUAGUAUUCUUUUUACUAAGUGUUACGAGGCAACCCGGCAUUGUAGUUUCAAUUAUUAUCAAAGUUUAACAGAACACGUGGCACGUCAACGUCACACGUCGUUCGAGACUGGCUUCGAGUACGUCCAAUUGGGCCUAGUAUUAGUUGCCGCACUUUGCGACUACGCCUGCGGUGUCUAGUUGGAGCGGAGCGGAGACCAAUCCUUGAUCCAAGGUUGAAAAUAUGUCCUUUGAGAGAGAUGUAGAAUUGUCGUGUAUAUAAAGGGCGAAUUCGUAUGUAUGUAUUUUGAUGACAGAUAGUAAUAUUAAAGGGACAUAAAUAGUUUACUUUUGUUCUGAUUUGAAAUUGUAAUGUUCAGAGUAGAUAGGAAAAAAUCUGUUUGUCGUAGGUAUUUGUACAAAUAUGUACCAAAAAAUGUCUGGUGUUUUCUGUGUCAGCUUUUUUUUCGACAAGAAACUGUGUUCGUUAAAUAGAUUUACAAUAUACUAGUUUAUAGUACAAAGAGUGACGAACAUUUCUAACGGAGAUACAGAAGUGGAAAGCGAAUAUCAUCAUCAUCAGCCGGAAGACGUCCGCUGCUAGACAAAGCCCCCCCCAAAGAUUUCCACGACGACGGGUCCUGCGCUGCCCUCGUCCAACGUAUUCCGGCGAUCUUGAGCAGAUCGUCGGUCCAUCUUGAGGGAGGCCUACCAACACUGCGUCUUCCGGUACGUGGUCGCCAGUCGAGGACUUUACAGCCCCAACGGCCAUCUCUCCGUCGAACUAUGUGCCCUGCCCACUGCCUUGACAAGUUGCCUUGACAGUCAGCCACACUUGGCAAUAACACAUUAGUAUUUUGAAUAUUAAACUAGCCACCGCUACGUAUUAUCGGGCUGUCAGGUCAUUUAUAUAACUAGUAUAUUCUAAGUCUGUGAUUCGUAUAGUGUUCUUUCCGAACAGAUGUUUAUACAGUUUAUUAUUUUAUUUAAAGUGACACAUCUUUUUAUUAUCUUUGAUUAACACGAGUGUUAUACAUUUAAAUAAAACACUUAAAAAUGAUUAAAACGCGUGUAAUUGUAACUGUUUUUACAUUAGAUUUUUGCGUAAAAGUUACAUUUUUAUUUUAGUUAACCCGACGUUUCAAGACCUUUCCAGAUCUCGUUUUCAGGGGGACUGCACAUGAAAUGAGUCAAAGAUAGUAUUUGUCAUAUUUUUCGUGAAGUUUAGCGCCAUUUAUUGCCUCGGAGGUGGUAUUUGCUGUAGACAGAUGGUUUUUGGCAAAUUUUACUGACAGUGUGCUCUUCUUUAUUGGUAUGAGUAGAUGUGGGUUUUAAUAAUCUAAUAAUCUCUAAAUUAAAAGCAGCUACAAAUACACGAGUAUAUUAAGUAUUAAUUAGUAAUAUUUGUUUUUAAACAAUUCGACACGUGUUUCGCCUCUACACGAGGCAUCCUCAGGACGUGUUGUCUCGCCUCGAUAGUAAAAGGUAAUGAGUCUCGUGCCAGAUUUUGGCGGAAUUAACACUUUAGAAAACUUAAAUCAUUUGUAUAAUAAUGGAUUUCCGCAAAGUAACGCCUACUUCAAUAAAUUUUCUAAAAAUACACGAGUUUUAAUCCUUUAAAAGUGUUUUAUUUAAAUAGACACAUAUUUUGAUAGAUACAAUAAGCAUUCUCACAUGCGCAGUAUGUAAAAAAAUAUGACUAAAAAAACAAAGUUGUGAAUGCAGUGUUAUGUACAUUGAUUUGUAUAUACUUAAUAUAAUUUGUAUAUUAGAUAGAGUUUGUAGCCGAAUUAUAAGCGCAAAAUGUAGAGUUAUAUUUUUCGAAUAUUUAUAGUGAAUAUUUCAAAUUAUACUCCUUUGUUGAUCUGUUAUAUCUGUUUUAUUUUUUAUUUAAUUAAAUAUUUAGAAAUGGA